AUGGACUCGUUUUUGAACACCACGGAUAACUACCUUUCCAUUAACGCCACUAACGGCUCCGGUUUGAACGAAACAGAGGGAUAUAACCAGUUCGUGCAGCCGAUCUGGCAGAUCGCUCUCUGGGCCAUCGCCUACUGCAGCAUGGUGUGCGUCUCGGUGAUCGGUAACCUGGUGGUCAUCUGGAUCAUCCUCGCGCACAAACGCAUGAGGACCGUGACCAACUACUUCCUGGUGAACCUAGCCUUUGCAGAGGCAUCUAUGUCUGCCUUCAACACAGUGAUAAACUUUGCAUACAGCAUCCAUAACGAGUGGUACUUUGGUUUGGGCUACUGUCGGUUCCAUAACUUCUUCCCCAUUGCAGCAGUCUUCACCAGCAUAUACUCCAUGACCGCCAUAGCACUGGAAAGGUACAUGGCUAUCAUCCACCCCCUGAGGCAGAGGUUGUCUUCAGCAGAGACCCGUGUAGUGAUCGGAGGGAUCUGGGUGUUAGCUCUACUAUUGGCCUUCCCCCAGUACUACUACUCAGCUACUGACAAGCUGCCUGGUAGGACUGUUUGUUACAUCCAAUGGCCUGAAUACACCAAUGACACAACCAUGGACUUCAAAAAGAUGUACUCUGUGUCUGUGGUGUUGCUGUACUACUUCCUGCCGCUGUGCAUUAUGGGAUGUGCCUACCUGGUGGUGGGCUCGUCCCUGUGGGCGGGGACUAUCCCUGGAGACUCCACCCACCGUUACCGAGAGCAGCUAAUCGCCAAACGCAAGGUCGUGAAGAUGAUGAUCGUGGUGGUGUGUACGUUUGCAGUGUGCUGGCUGCCUUACCACAUCUACUUCCUGCUCCAGCAGUUCCACCCUGACCCCAUGCAGCUGUUUGAGUGGCGCUACAUCCAGCAGGUCUACCUGGCUGUUCUGUGGUUGGCCAUGAGCUCCACCAUGUACAACCCUAUCAUCUACUGCUGUCUCAAUGACAGAUUCAGGGCAGGCUUUCAGCAGGUGUUCUGUUGGUGUCCGUGUGUUCCUGCCGCCUCCUACGAGGGACUGGAACUCAAGUCCACCCGCUACCUACAGACCCAGAUGAGUGUGUACCGGGCCAGCCGGAUGGAGACCAGUAUGUCAACAGUUCUGCAGCCCACUGAGGAGGAGCGCUGUGGGGCAGAGCAGCCAGCCAGCCCCCCUAUCACCCAGACAACCAUGGAGCUCACCUCCACCUCCAACGGCUCAGCCUCACGAUCAGCCCUCAACCCCCCCGACAGCCCUGCUUACUACGGCAGACAUAACAUGGACUAGUGGCCUAACAAACGCCUAACUGGAUUAGUCGUGGUUUAAUCUCACUUAACCCAGAACAAAAAUGUUACGUCAUUUGGUCAGCUGCUCGAUUAGGUUCUAGGGGGAAGUGUGUUAGAAAUGGAGAUUUCCGUUUUGUCUCCACUCUCACAAAAGGAAAAUCUCAGUCAAUCCCUCCCACCCCCUUCUGAUAUUUUCACCGGUGGUUAUCAUCCGCCGAAGUAAAGCA
Oncorhynchus nerka (sockeye salmon) is the source of this 1510-nucleotide messenger RNA. Its product is annotated as substance-P receptor-like. Gene Ontology annotation, cellular component: sperm midpiece; plasma membrane. Lineage: Eukaryota; Metazoa; Chordata; Actinopteri; Salmoniformes; Salmonidae. Gene Ontology annotation, molecular function: substance P receptor activity. The coding region runs from base 1 to 1284 and encodes 427 amino acids. The transcript is spliced from 7 exons. Gene Ontology annotation, biological process: G protein-coupled receptor signaling pathway; positive regulation of flagellated sperm motility. The record is from RefSeq and is a predicted model, not a curated record.